UUUUGCGACACCCAUCAUGCACCUUGCCAGUACCGUGACCCCACGGUUGCUAUUUCCGGUGUCCAUGUGGUGUUCGUUCUGCGGGCGGGAGAGUUUCUAACGCCGGUUACGCGCCAAACUGCACGGGAACGUCUGCCAUCAGCGCAUCUGCCGUGUAAUUCUGCAGGUAUCAAGCAACCAUGAGAAGCCGUGGCCAACAUAUUGAGCUUGGAGAUGUCACUCCACAUAACAUCAAGCAGCUGAAGAGACUGAACCAGGUGGUGUUUCCUGUCUCAUACAACGACAAGUUCUACAAGGACGUGUUAGAAGUCGGAGAGCUUGCAAAACUGGCGUACUACAAUGAUAUUGUUGUGGGAGCCGUGUGCUGUCGUGUGGACCAGACUGAGGACUCGCGUCGGCUGUACAUCAUGACGCUAGGAUGUCUUGCACCAUACCGCAGACUCAGGAUAGGGACUGUUAUGCUGAAUCAUGUGUUGAAGAUCUGUGAAGAAGAUGGCAACUUCGACAAUGUUUUCUUACAUGUGCAGAUCAACAAUGAAGGGGCCAUCCGAUUCUACCAGAAGUUUGGAUUUGAGAUCAUUGAGACAAAAAAGCAUUACUACAAGAGAAUAGAGCCAGCAGAUGCACAUGUACUGCAGAAAACAUUUGGAAGAGGCAUCACUAUAGAGAGACCAAUCAACAACCAAGAACAGCAGGAGGACAUGUCAUAAAGUGUAAUGAGUACUGUAUAUCCAACCAGCAUAUUGUUUCAGUGUAUUUUAUUGACUGUGUAUUGUCAAUAAGUCAAAUACUAGUAAACAAACUGCCUCCAUUUGGUCACAAAUGAAGAACACCUCUCAUCUGUUAAACUUAGCUUUUAUAAUUUGUGAAAAUAGUUACGUAGCGAUUUGUUUGCAUAUUCAUGACUACUGAAGGGGAAGAGAAAGAGAGAAGGGGAAGUGACUUGUUUGAGAAUAAAAGUGAUUGUUAAGUACUACCGCUGGCAUGGCUAAGGAAUGAAAAUCUGCACAUCCAUAUCUGCAUGCUAGUAACACCUGCUGUAAUCUAUGGUGAUCCAUUACUUCAUACUGCUCUGUAAGAACUAUCAUGCCUUUAAAAUUGUUCUAUGUCAAAUAAGACCUGUUGGUGACCUUGUUCUGGUGAUAUGUGUAGAUUUGAAACAGACAUAAUUUCUUCAUAUUUCAUUCAUCCUGCAAACUUAAAGUUGCUAGAGUAGGAAUGUUGUAUCUCACAAAAUAUACACACAAGCUCUGAAAUGACAAAUUAGUGUCAGAUGUAAUUCAUGCAUAAUAAAACGUACAUGGGCUAAAGUAGCUCACAAGGUAACAAAUAUUUUUCAACUCAAUAGAAAAUGGAGAUGGUGCACUGUGGGCAAUACUUAUGUGAGGAGAUAGUGGAUUGAGGGUAAUGCAUGUAGAGUAUAUUUUUCCUGACGUUUAGUUGUAAACUAGUAGUUGUUUUAAUGAAGUGUCUGACAUGUAUCGCAACAUGGAAAAGCUUCUGCAAAAAUAAAAGAUUGAUUUACAAAGACGAA
This is a messenger RNA of Branchiostoma floridae (Florida lancelet), 1534 nucleotides long. Its product is annotated as N-alpha-acetyltransferase 50-like. Gene Ontology annotation, biological process: mitotic sister chromatid cohesion. Gene Ontology annotation, cellular component: NatA complex. Bases 180 to 710 code for a protein of 176 amino acids. Gene Ontology annotation, molecular function: acyltransferase activity, transferring groups other than amino-acyl groups. The record is from RefSeq and is a predicted model, not a curated record. The transcript has 5 exons. NCBI's taxonomy places the organism in Eukaryota, Metazoa, Chordata, Leptocardii, Amphioxiformes, Branchiostomatidae.